Messenger RNA from Limulus polyphemus (Atlantic horseshoe crab), 3322 nucleotides. Its product is annotated as lysosome-associated membrane glycoprotein 1-like. The record is from RefSeq and is a predicted model, not a curated record. The coding region runs from base 143 to 1000 and encodes 285 amino acids. The transcript has 5 exons. NCBI's taxonomy places the organism in Eukaryota, Metazoa, Arthropoda, Merostomata, Xiphosura, Limulidae. Gene Ontology annotation, cellular component: membrane.
UGCAAUUGCAUCACAAUCAUUGUUCGAUUAGGUAUUUAAGAGUUUGUACGGGCUAUUUUGUUUAGUAGCGUAGGACGUUGAUGUUAAUUGUGUAUUAAGCAAUAUAUCUUCAAACUGUGUUUGAGUAACUGUAACUACGAGAAUGAAAAUAUUUGGAAUAAUCUUUUUGUUCUUGCUUUCAGUCACAUCUACGAAAGCUCAGGAAACUAUAGCUACCGAUAUUAAUAUAGAUGCUGCUAAUGAAACAACAAAUGCUUCUUCUUCGCAACCAUCACCUGUAACUGUCACUCCAUCUAGUAGUACCAUAGUCAAUCCUACAACACUUACUAAAAUUACCAGUGAGUCUUCUACUCAACCAUCAACUGUUCUGCACAAGUGGUUGGUGGAAGAUGGAAAUAAAACUUGUAUUAUCAUGACCAUGAAUGCCACUUUUAGCAUCAAGUACAAUAAGACAGGUAACAAAGUUGGAACUGGCAAGAUAAAUGUGCCUCAAACAGCAACAGUUGACCAGAGUCGGAGUACAUGCGGCUUAAAUAAUCGCACUCAGGUUAUUAGGCUGGUAUUUAACACAAGUUCCUUGAUGAUGAUAUUUACCAAAAGUAAUACAAACAUCUCGGUGACUGAGAUACAGUUGAACUAUACUAUGGAUAAUUCUACUUUUCCUAAUGCUAUUGAAAUAGGUAAGAACAGUAGUGUUUUGGUCAAAGGAUGGUUUUUUGCAGUAGAUCUAGACAAGCACUAUCGUUGUAAGAUAGCUGCCGACAUCAAUUUUAAUGCUAAUGUGACCAUGGAAGUAUCCAAUGUUGAGAUUGAAGCAUUCAGGACAGAUAACAGCACUGAUUUCAAAAACACUGUGUGGGAAUGUGCAGCUGAUGAUAAAGUCAGUGAUAUUGUCCCUAUUGCUGUUGGCUGUGCUCUGGCUGGACUAGUUAUUAUUGUUCUCAUUGCCUACUUGGUUGGACGUCGCCGCAGCCGUAAGAAGGAAUACCAGUCUAUGUAAACAACGUGUAAUAGAUUUUUACUUUGCAACUGUAUCUCCAGGAAUAUACAUUUGAAAAUAUACUUUUAUUAUUACCCAAAUAUGUUUAAUUCAAAAAUCCAACCUAAUUUGUUAUGGUAAGUGUUUUGACUCCAUUUCCUACACAUUCACUUUACAUGUUCAACAUGAAUGUUUUGAUAUUUUUAUUUAAACAUUUUUAGCAUAACUUUUUAGUGUAUCUUUCAAAUAUGUAUCCUUAAUUGAGGGUGAAUUGGAUAUUUUUAAUCGGUAAUUAAACAUAUCAACUCCAUAACUUUUCUAUUAAUCAUAAUUAUGUAUCUUAAAAAAUAGUGUUUUAUUCCUAACAUGAUCAACUUGCUGUAUUCAAUCUGAUGUAUCCUUAAGUUCCUGACAGUUGGAGUUUAAUAUAACUGUGAUAGAAUAGUAUGAAUUUUUUUUUUUUACUACAAUAAAGUCUUGACCCUAUACAUAUAUAAAAGUUGCAUGUACAUAUUGGUUUGUUGUAUAUUUUUUUAUCUCAUAACUUUUGUUAUCUUUGAAAGAAAUUAAAAAAAAAAAACUUUCAUGGAUUGACCACGUAAAGUAAUUGUGUAUUUAAUUCUUUUGGACAAACCAUGGAUUUCAGUGUAGUUAUUUAUAUAGUAUUUGAGAGUUAAAACAGCAUUGAUUGGCAAGCAAAGUUUUUAAUAUUGAAUUAAUAAAGUUAUUACUAACAGUAACAUGAUUGGAUAUGUUUUUUUGCUUGACUAAGCAAGGCCUCUUGGCUCUACGUGAAUAUCUAAUACAUUGCUCUGAUGUACUGCUCAUUUAAAUCUUCCUGUUACUGUGUAAGUACAUGCUACAGUGUUGUUGAAGAUUAAUAGAAUGGUUGCACUGAAACAAAUUAUUUGUGCAUGCUAAACGUUAAAGGGUUGAAGUAAGUAGUUUAAGUUUGCGAGACUCUUCAAAACUGCAUCCAUGAACUAUAUAGUCUAAUAGUAAGUAUUCUAUUUCUAGUUUAAUUUAACUUUUAUAAGAAAUGACUUUCAUAAUGUUCUUGUUGUAAAUCUCUUUGAAAUUUCUUAUCAUGAACAAAACUCUUUGUAUCCGGUUUCAUUGAUUUUUAAAUUGUAUAAUGGAAACCUGUAAUGCAAACAUAACCUUAAGAUAAAAGAUUAUAUAAUAUAACUUCCAGUUGCAGUCUGUGGUGUUGAUAGUCUAAUUAUUACAGCUAAACGAAGAUUAUACUAGAUGACUACAGCAUUUUGAAUUCAUUAUUAAUGAUUAAACAGAUCUUUCCUUACAGUACUUUUAAUGACCAAAAUAAUUACACUAAACGUAUUUCAAACUAAAUAGAAAGGGGAGGAAGCACAAAGUAAAAUUUAUAAUAAUUAUAAGACAUCUGCAAUCAUUUUCAAUUUCUUACUCCAAACAAAACUAUAGGGAUUUAAAUUUGAGGAUAUAUAACAAACUUCAAUGAUGCUAUCUUUUUAAAUCAAGAGAAUCUUUGAUCCCAUAAAAUAGUUUAGUCAUGAUUUUAAGUGCAAAACAAUGCUAGGGAUCUAGUAUACCUUUGUUGGGGGUAGUUAUCUACUACUUCAGUAAUAAAAACAAACUGCUAUAAUCAAUACCACAAUUACAUUAUAUACAUUCUUUAAUUUAUCUUAACUUGGUGUCUGUAUCAAAAUGGUAUUAGGGAACCCUGAGCUGGAUCAUUUCCACCAUCUGGUUAUACUUGCAUUUUAUGUUUGGAUUCCCUGCCUUAUAUACUACUUUCUCAUAUUCCCCAUAACCUUCACGAUGUAUAUCUUGGACAGCUGCUAUUUCAUUGUACAGUGUAUCGUUAACCCAAUUUUUUAACUUGUUACUACCAACCAUUCUAAGUUUCUUUCCAGUUAUAUUAAUAUUCAUAAUUUUUGGGAGUGAACCUUGCACCAAGUUUAAAUAUUCUAACUCUACAAUUUUUUUAAAUAAAAUGUCACCAAUGUAGUUGUAUUAGUGCUAUUUCUGCACUACAAAGAAAAGGUUUUUAUAUUAAAUUUGAUAAUACAACAAUUAUUUAUAUACAUACCCAUAUUAUCUUGUAACUAGACACUUUUGUCCUGUGUACGUAACUUGAAUGUUUCUGUAACCGUUAACCUUUUGUUUGAGCUAAGGCUGGUAUGUACUCAAGAUACAGUGGUACAGCAACAGUUAUGUAAAAACUAAAGCUUUAUUGUUGAACAUUAAUAUAGGAAAAGUCACUAUUUAUUUCAGAACUAAUGAAAACAGUAGACAUUAUGAAAUUUUAACAGGUAAUGAUCUGAUGUAGAUAGAAAAGUUUAAUAAAAGAUUUAAAUAUUA